Messenger RNA from Vespa velutina, 5991 nucleotides. Its product is annotated as insulin-like growth factor-binding protein complex acid labile subunit. NCBI's taxonomy places the organism in Eukaryota, Metazoa, Arthropoda, Insecta, Hymenoptera, Vespidae. The record is from RefSeq and is a predicted model, not a curated record. The transcript has 2 exons. Gene Ontology annotation, molecular function: protein binding. Bases 4214 to 5332 code for a protein of 372 amino acids.
GUCUCCUAGUCAUAAGUAGCGGUACGUCGCAAGGAGAACGCUUUUGUUCUCUUUUCUUUAUUUAUUUCUUUGUUUUCUUUUUAACGAUAGAGAAUUAGAGGCUUAGGGCCUACCUGAAUGAAAUUAAUAUCGCAAGUAAUUUAAUUGCUAUUCGUUCGUUCCAAUUUCUGCGUAUUCGAGGUCUCGCUCUAGUUCAUAGCCUCCCGGAGAAACAUCGUCGGGGAUUUCGCAAUUCUCGUAGAUACAGGAAACGUCGUUAAAACUGACUUUAGGUGGCGGCACACCGCGUAAGAACUAUGGCCGUGCGCAGUAUACGCCGGGCAUGCGUGUUUAACGACGUAGAAGCGGCAAAGUCUAAUUAUUGAUCACCGCAUCGUCGUCGUGCACGAAAGCGAGUUCAAGUCUUCAUUGUCUAACCGACGAACUCGUUAUUAUUUCGUCUUUGAAUUUUCAAUCGUAUGGAUUUUCAAUCGUAUGGAUUACAACAAAUUUGUUCUAAUAAAAAAAGAAAAUCAUAGGCGCCACGGAGCGCGGUACUUCGAAGGAGACGAGCCUUUUGUAAAUAUUGGUGCUGCGGAUGUUGUCUCAAGGACGAAGAAGCUGUGGAAUCGCUCUCGGAACGACUACCGGACGGGAAACCAUAAAUGUCCAGUAAUAGCUGAUCCACGAGCGAACAAACCCGUACUUCCUCCUUGUUAUCUCGUAUCGCCAGUGGUGCUGGAUACUUCUGCAAUAACAUAGGAUAAGACAAGUCCUUGGAUUUAUCGCAGAAACGUGUGAUAUUCAACGGAUACCUUUGGACUCCUCCGCAAGUUGUUGUCGUUUUUAACGUCGACGAUCAUUUCGAAUCGUCGAGUACUCGGAACACCUUCUAUAGACUUGCUCCUUCGUAUCUGUCUUUUAAUCGCCGGCGUAACGCUCUCGCUGGCUCUUCUAAUCGGUAAUUUUUUAUUCAAUUCCAUAAAGUCCGGACCUUCGAACCUUUGCUCGAUCAAAUUACGUUUUUUCGUUUUGCGGAUCGAAGAGAAGGGAUAACCGAUCGGUGAGUAAUCGAUAUUUCUCGUUCGAUGACUGACAAAGACGUCGCCAAAAACUCUUUCGUUUUCCACGGCGACGCAUUUCACGCGAUAACUUAUCUCGGAAUGAUUCUUCAGCGGUAUCACUUUGCAAUUCAUGUCGAACGAUCGGUUCUCCUCUUCGCAUUAGAAAUUAUUAUUAGACGACGGGCUUUUCAAUUCAGUUAAAUUAUAUUAUAGAAAGAUAGGAUACGUCGGUGGAAUCGAUGUAUUUGAUUAAACGCAUAGAACGAACGUGAGAACGCCCCUUGACGUGUCCCCUGUUCACUGUGUCGUGCACUCGUACGCACGAUAGAAAGAUAGAUUUCAGUUUCACGCGACGUAAUUAAAGAUAGCCGUCUAAUUGUAAGUCGACAAGCCUGGCAGAAAUCUUGACACGUCGUUCUAACAGAUUCUUCCUUCGACAAGCGGUUUGAAUAGGGGAAAAAAAUAGACUGUCGCUGCGAAGUCGUGGAAGAAACAAACGACGAUACGCCGUGAUAACGAUGCCGAGAAUGAUCUCGUCAGGGCCAAAGGCAAUGCCGUUGCAAUUAAAUUUAUCUAACGGGUAGUAGUACUUAUCGUUUGCCCGCACUCCUCUUACGUAGACGGCCGAUCAAGCUUUUUCUUAGAUAGAUCGAUAGGAUGAAAAUAAUGUUGCAUUAUAACGCUCGAACACACUUGGUCUUCGGUACUAAAACACUUUCUACAACGUGCCUAGUUCCUGCAUUUCGUUCUGGACAGCGUUCUAGACGUUAUCAGAAACCGGUAAUACCCUUCUGGUAGCCAGGCCACAACUGGAAACGUCGGCGAUGAUAAUCGCUUCAUUAACCGCGCACACCUACAUUACUAACUGUCGUAUCGCUGAGUGGUCGUGGACGUGGAAAUGAAUAAAUUAAACAGACGCGUUGCGCUUAUAUUUAUCAUCCGUUCGCUUCUUGAUUCGGAGAGUAGUUGAUCCCUCGGAAGAGAACAAAAAUUACACCACGUAUAAUUUUUUUUCCUCUUCCUGCACUAAUGCUCGAGUCAUUAUUUUUCUUCUCGAAUUUUUCUCUUCGCUCACAAAAAUUGCUUUGAGAAUUUGUCUCUCCAUUACGUCGUAAAGAAAAUAGUGAAAGAAACGGAAAAGCUCCUAUUGUACGUAUUUAUACUCGUAAAAUAUUAUAGGAGAUCGUAUUAAUUCGCUUUUCGGUUCUCGACGAAGAACUUUAUCGUUACGUGGUUGCGACGAUAACGCGAGCAUAGACGAGUGCGCGAACCUACGCCGUGAGAAUUUAAAGCGGACGAUGGUCGCGCUAAUCAUUCACCUGGUGAAGCUCAUUGACCCCUUUCUAAUCGGUAAGCUUCGAAGGGGACCCCUAUCCAUUACUUUUUUUCACAAUUUUCCUUCCCACGAUCGUCGUCCGAUCGACGACGACAGUUUUCAGUCUCGGACGAGUACCCUGAAUAAAAGGGAAUACGAACGUAUUCGAAGCUUUCGGACAGAUAAGUGUCGUAGUAGUAGAUUAUCAUAAAUAACGUUUAUUGCUAUAGCCGCGAUAAUUGCCAUGGGAGAUAUUCCCCGUUGACUUUUCUAUUCCCCAUUUAUUUUGUGCAACGCGAAAGAUGUAAUAAGUGGCCUUUAUCGAAAGUGGGCCGUAUCGGGAAAGCAAAUGUUAAAUCGAUGUACACAAUUCGCGAUCGAAAUAACGUAGCUAUGGUAGCGAAACAAAGAUGGAGAUUAUUCCAUCACGGCUCAUAUAUCGUUUAUCGUUUCUCUUCCAUGAGCCCAAACGUCUAUCUAUCUCAUCGCGUUAAUUAGAUUUCGAUGUGAAAAUCUUCGGAUAUGUCCGUAAUUCCUUGUCCUUGCAACGAAGAAAAAGAUUCGGAGGAAGAUGGAUUGCGUCCUCGUACCGACGAAAUUUAUCGAACGUGCAAGCUCCCGACGCGAUUUAUCUAUCCAAGUGAGUAUGACGAAGUGACGCGACAUGUGAAGGAGCCACGAUAAAAUCCAUGAGAAAGGAGUUGUUAAUGGAAUAAGCAAUAAAAUUGCGCCAAUACUUUCAAUUGUGCAAAACUUGUGUACUAUCGGUACACAACCGAUAACCUUUCCUUGACCUUAGACCACUUCUAUCUUUUUCUCCGAAAGAGUGUAUCGUUAGAAAAGUUGAAUUUGAAAGACGAACUAAAAGCGAAAUCGGCUCGCAUCGAGAAAUCGCUUAUUUAUCGUCUUCGAGCGUGCGGUCUUCGUCCGACGUAACGAUACGUAAGGUAAUCCAAUGAACGCCUUUAUCUCAAACCUCUUCCCGCUGGUACACGUAUUACGUUCAAUUUAUCGAAGAAGAAUCGGGAAGAGAGAAAAAGGGAAAAAGAAAGAAUAAUUUUAAUAAAUCGAAUAAACAGUUGUGUCCGUUUCCAAGGGGAAUCAAUUAUUCCGAGGGGCGGAUCAAUUAGCGCCCUUUAAUCAAUUUAUGUCCUUCUCUAUCGAUCUUAAUUAGUUAGGGUUAGUCGAGAAUAUCGAAGGAUUUGAACCUUCCUCUCCCUUACCGUCAAUAUUCCUCUCGCCAUUCCUUAUUCUUCGCAAUUAGUCGUAAAGUCUACCGCGAGAUAUUCUCGUUAAGUGCACGAUAACGCUCGGCUAUUAAUAAGCAGGCCGUACUCGAUCACUGCGUGCGCACCCGCAUUCGAGACUUAUCACGAAUAAUAAGCGUUUUUAUGUAUGUCACCGCGUAUACCUCGUGUAUUAUUAGUCAUUGUUAUCCGUAAAGAGUCAGUUUCCUUAACGAUUGGAUCCACCAAGUACGAACCUAGCUGCGAAUAUCGCGUUUAUCGUUAUUAAACUUUACCUCGUUGGUGAAAAUGAAUUUCUCUCUUUCUUUCAAUCUCGUUGUUUUAUUCUUUUCUUUUUUUUUUUUUUUCAAUGUGUCGUUGUUUAAACGAAUUCUUUUUCAAAAUAAGAUAGAAAUGAUGACGGAUGGAAAUUAUUCGACAACGAUCGAAUAUCCUGCGUUAAGUUUGAUCCAAUAAUGCGAAGCAUUAAUUACUCGCAUCGAAGUAAGAAAAAGGGCUGAGCUGGGAAGAAUAUCGAGUAUCUUAAUGAUUUUACGAGCUUUCGUGGUUCAGGCGGGAGAAACUCGGACAAUCGGCGUAUUUAUGCCGAGAAUGCGAUAUCUCGAGAAAUGGCAAAUGCGACGAGAGAGAAGUCGUGUCUAUAUGAAGAGAAAACGAUCUCCCACGGGGUCAGUGGAAGUUCAGCUUCACGUUUGAACGUCACGACGAACGUCAUGCUGUGCUUUCUCGUUCUCGUCUUACGAGUUCUCUCGUCUUCCCCGUUAUUCGCGUACGCUUAUGCGGACGAAGAAAUCGAUUGUCAGGUAUACAAUCAUCUUCACGUUUGUCUCUCGAACGGAAUACUCGAGAGCGUAGCAUUUAAGGACGUAAAGGCCGUUCAAACGAUCGAGGAUACGGAAUUGCAUCUAGAGGAUCUUGCCAUCACGGAUAUCAGAAAGAACGCGUUUCUACGAGUCAACAGUUCGACGGCCCUUUAUUUACGAAACAACGGUUUAUCGAUCGUCUCGAAGCAUUAUUUCGAGUCCCUCGAUCAAUUGACGUAUUUGGAUUUACGAAACAAUUCGAUCCGGGACAUCGAGGAUGCCGCCUUCGCUGGAUUAAAUUAUUUGGAGACGUUGCUCUUGGAUUAUAAUAACGUUUCCUACUUACGGCCGAACGUUUGGAGGGGCUUGACCGAACUUCACGAGCUCUAUGCCACCAACAACAAUAUCGUGCUGAAGAGAAAUGCGUUUAAGGGUUUGAGACAAUUGGAGACGCUCGCCUUGGAUUCUAAUGGUAUAACGGAAAUACCGAUCGGCACCUUCGCCGGGCUACCCCACAUCGAUCUACUUUACUUGUCGAGAAACAAAAUAUCCACCUUCCAGCCGGAUGUAUUCCGUGGGCUUAAUGAGAUAAACGAGUUGGAUCUUGGAAAGAAUCGUUUCCAAUCUCUUCCGGUUGGAGCGUUUCGAUAUUUGAAGAGCUUAAAUUCUCUUUGGUUGAACGGGAAUGCGAUCGAAGCGAUCGAAAAGGACACCUUCGAGGGUUUGGACGAUCUCUCGAUUUUGUUUUUGAAUAACAACGAACUUCGUUACGUCGACAUGUCGGCUUUCGCCAAAAUGAAAAUUGUCACCGUAGAGCCCGGCUUCAAGAUAAACGACGAACUGGUCGAACAUUUUUCCGAACAUACUGGAAAAUAUCAUUGUACCAACGUUCUCUUUCAGGAACCCUACGAUUGCAGAUCGUAAUUGUCAGCGUCCAGUUCAAAAUCGUGAUCUGUCCGUGACAAAUUGUAUACGCGUAUAAUAGCCCCUACGAUUAUAAUAUCGAUUACAGUCAAUUAACAGUUUAGAGUUUCUACCUAGAGAAAUUUGUCGAAAUGUAAUAGCUUUGAAAAAACGUAUUAAGUGACUUUAGGAAACGUUUGCAACACGUAUAUAUAUGUAUAUAUAUAUAUAUAUAUAUAUAUAUAUAUAUAUAUAUAUAUACACUUCUCGCACGAAAAGUGCAUGAAAAGAAUUUAUCGUUCGAUAUCGGUCACGUGGAACGCACGAUGAUAAAUGUAUUAAGCAGCUGCGACUGUUAUGCGUAUGUACUAAAAUAAACUGUAUGUAACGCGUCUCCGAGUCGACUAUGAGAAAACUAUGCAAAUAGGCAAAUAGCUCGAGCGAGUUGUUGGGAAGUAAAAUUUAUCGAUUUAAUAUCGAUCGAUUUUCCAACGAAGAAAUAUACCUAAGCGCUUAUACUGAUCUAUCGAUCGUCGUCUUUAUAGGGGUAUUCAAAGGAUAUCGUCAAGAUGACCUUCCUCUUCCACAUCCCUGCUAUAGGAGUACUUCCAUGGAUUAUGGUUGGUACGCGCCUACGAUUCAUACCGUUCCUACAACCUACUAUCCUCGAAAUGCUUUCU